Molecule: messenger RNA, 2107 nt
Organism: Cynoglossus semilaevis (tongue sole)
Lineage: Eukaryota; Metazoa; Chordata; Actinopteri; Pleuronectiformes; Cynoglossidae
Product: homeobox protein orthopedia-like
Exons: 3
Coding region: 274-1260 (328 amino acids)
Biological process (GO): neuron differentiation; regulation of DNA-templated transcription
Molecular function (GO): DNA binding; DNA-binding transcription factor activity, RNA polymerase II-specific
Source: RefSeq, a predicted model, not a curated record
UAGAAAAAGAAAGGAGGGCUGGGGGAUAAGGAGGGAGUCACGUCGCUGACAUUUCCAAGCUCCUCCUCUGAUUGGCUCUUAUUUGAGGAAGCUCACGACUUCUUUCAACUAAUAAGCGCCUCCCCGUCGCCCUAAAGGACAUUAUAAUGCAAGGGACCUCCUUUUUUAACCACAAACCAAAUUUUUGUUCAUUUAGACCAUAUAUACUUUUUAAAUUGCUCCCAAAGUUGUAGGGAUUUUUUUGGAGCCUAUUUCACCCUGGAGCGGUACGCCAUGCUCUCACACGCCGACCUCCUGGAUGCUCGGCUCGGUGAGUUAUCGUCAGUAAACUCCGGCCCUAAACUCCAGUGGAUGAAGGAUGCGGCGGAGUUGCUCGGACAUCGAGAAGCUCUCAAGUGCCGGCUGGGAGGUGGAGUUGCAGACCAGGGACAUCCGGGAGACAUGGCCCCCGGUUCGGACUCUAUAGAGAGAACGACUCUCCUGCCGGGAGAGGACAUCACCACCGUUGGAUCCAACGCUUCUGGCAUGCCGGUGAACGGGAAGGAGCCGGAGAAACAGCAGCAGCAGCCUCAGCAGCAGCCGCAGCAGAGCUCGAGUCAAUCCGCCAGCCAGCAGAAACAGAAGAGACACCGGACGCGCUUUACUCCCGCACAGCUGAACGAGCUGGAGCGCAGCUUCGCCAAGACCCACUACCCUGACAUCUUCAUGAGGGAGGAGUUGGCGCUGAGGAUCGGACUCACUGAAUCCAGAGUUCAGGUUUGGUUCCAGAACCGACGCGCCAAGUGGAAGAAAAGGAAGAAGACCACCAAUGUGUUCCGCGCCCCGGGGACGCUGCUCCCAACACCCGGUCUGCCACAGUUCUCUGCCGCGGCCGCCAUGGAGAACAGCCUGUGCUCUUUCCACGCCAACGACACACGUUGGGCCACGGGUAUGCCGGGCGUGUCGCAGCUCCAGCUCCCGCCCGCCCUGGGUCGUCAGUCCGGUAUGGCCCAGUCUCUGUCACAGUGCAGUUUGGGUCCAGGCCCGCCGCCAAACUCAAUGGGUCUCUCCAACGGCCUGUCUUCCAACGGCUCCGGUCUUCAGUCCCAUCUCUACCAGUCGCCUUUCCCUGGAAUGUCGGCCUCUCUCUCCGGGCCCACGAACGUAUCGGGUUCCCCGCAGCUGUGUAGUUCCCCGGACAGUGACAUGUGGAGAGGGACAAGCAUCGCGUCGCUGCGGCGCAAAGCGCUGGAGCACACAGUGUCCAUGAGUUUCACCUAGUGAACUCCCCCAGACCCACUCUGGGACUCAUUUACGUCCUGCUCCAUUUAGAUCGACACCAGAGAAUGAGGGCGAGUUAAUCAGGAUUUAACUGGGAGGAAAUGGAGAGCGGGUGUGACUUCAUCUAGACUUAAUGACAAAAUGAGGACGGUCAAAGGGAAUGGAAAUUAAAACUUAAUUUUGCGGUUAUUUAUCUCGUUACCUCGAAGGGAUUUUAUCAACUACCGAUAAUAAAUAUUGUAUUGAUCUUUAGACUGCAGGCCCUACUUACUGUGAGCCAAAAAAUAUCGUGGUAUUUAUUUUCCCUUCGGUGCGUCUUCACGCACGUGUUAUUGUGUUCAGGUGAAGUUGUGUUUAUGUCAAACGGUUGUUUAUUAAAAUUUGAUAUACAUUUUGCGUAAGAAAAAAACCGACCAAAAUCCGCACCGUAUCAUAGGUGGGCCUGUUGAACUGGGUCAGAAGUGCACUGUGCAUGUGGAUUUAAACACUCGGAUCAUUGGAGGAGAGAAUGGUUCCCACUCAGAUUGAGCAGAUACCCAUGAGGUGACCUCGGUCCUCGGACCUCUGCAGGAGACACAGGAGCAUCAAUCAAAAAGAAGAAAAACGCAAAUAUAUAUACCAUGAUCGUUCAAUAGGCCUUCCAUGUUUUAGGAUGUUUUGUGUAGAUGAAACAUUCUUGCUGUGUACCGCUGGUCUUUUCUGUGACAUGUUUUAACUUAUCGUAUGUGCUAUUACUUGACACAUUUCUUAAAUGUUUGAUCUUACAUCGAAAUGCACCACACUGACGGCUUUGUACCGAUUUAAAAAUGACAAACAAAUAAAAAGGAAUUUUCAAGAACGACCCAAA